This is a messenger RNA of Cucurbitaria berberidis CBS 394.84, 588 nucleotides long. RefSeq lists its product as uncharacterized. The transcript is spliced from 3 exons. Bases 1 to 588 code for a protein of 195 amino acids. NCBI's taxonomy places the organism in Eukaryota, Fungi, Ascomycota, Dothideomycetes, Pleosporales, Cucurbitariaceae. The record is from RefSeq and is a predicted model, not a curated record.
AUGUCUCUGCCUAAAACAAAAUCUGCAUGGCUUAUGCUUGCCAUCUCAAGCGGUGCAUGCGCAGCUUUCAAUGGCGUGUUCGCAAAGCUCACAACGACAGAGCUCACAGCCUCCUGGUCAGGCUCAAUAGCCACCGCAUUCGGUCUCAGCGCUUCAAACAAAGUUGUUGAAUUUGCGAUUCGAGGUCUCUUCUUCGGCCUCAAUCUCGUGUUCAACGCCAUAAUGUGGGGACUCUUCACCCGCGCCCUGACACUGGCGUCCUCUACCGUGCGCGUGUCCAUAAUUAACACCUCCGCGAAUUUUAUCGUCACGGCCGUACUCAGCUUCAUCAUAUUCAGCGAAUCGCUACCGGGGCUAUGGUGGCUCGGUGCAAGCCUGCUAGUUGCUGGGAGUGUGAUAAUUGGAAUGAGAGAAGAGACAGAGAAGUCGAGCGUGGUUGCUACUACCGGCGAGGCACCGCUGCUGGAUAGAGACGGAGAUGCGAAUGACGGCGAAGGGUUUCGGGAUGAGGAGGAAGAAAGACUGGAGUUGAAUAGCGUGAGGAAUACCAACGCAGAUAGUAGUGAUGAGGAUGCGGUGUUGAAGUAG